This is a messenger RNA of Quercus lobata, 450 nucleotides long. RefSeq lists its product as uncharacterized. The transcript has a single exon. The coding region runs from base 1 to 450 and encodes 149 amino acids. The record is from RefSeq and is a predicted model, not a curated record. Lineage: Eukaryota; Viridiplantae; Streptophyta; Magnoliopsida; Fagales; Fagaceae.
AUGUCUGUGGCUCGGCUCUCCACUGAGAAUAAUGAUCGGGAGUCCAAAAAGACCAAGAAGGGAGCCUUACCUAUGCUGGGAUUCUCAGACGAAGAUAAGAUCGAAACCAUCCAACCCCACAACGAUGCUCUGGUAGUUACACUCAGGAUUGGGGGAUUUGAUGUGAAGAGAGUAUUGGUAGAUCAGGGCAGUGUUGUGGAAGUAAUGUACCCCGACUUGUACAGGGGGCUGAACUUAAAACCCGAAGACCUAACGGCGUACGAUUCCCUUUUGGUAAGUUUCGAGGGGAAGACCGUUGUUCGAAGGGGCCAGAUCAGACUGCCCAUACAGAUCGGUUCAGACGUGGUGGAGGUGGAUUUCAUUGUAGUUGACGCUUAUUCGUCCUACACAGCUAUUAUGGCUAAACCUUGGCUUCAUGCCCUAGGAGUUGUCUCUUCUACACUACACUAG